CCUAGGUACCCGUAAUCAUUAUAUAAAUCAUGAGUUUUAUAUUGUGUUCUUCUAACAUUCGGAAGAUUUUAUCCUGUACAAGCGUAAAAACUAUUGUUUCUCUAAAGAUGGGCGCUUGUUCUAAAGAUGUAACUAAGAUAAAAUUGAACAAUGGUGAUGAAAUGCCGGCUAUUGCUCUUGGCACUUAUCUGGGUUUUGAUGAGAACGGUGUGGUCCAGUCCCGGGACCACCUUCUCCGUGACGUCAUCUUGAAAGCCAUAGACCAAGGGUACCGUCACUUCGACACAGCAUCCAUUUAUGAGACUGAGGGUGAAAUCGGUGAAGCAAUUAAUAUGAAGAUAGAUGAAGGUGUGGUGAAGAGAGUGGACGUUUUUAUUACUACAAAGCUAUGGAACACGAAUCAUGAGAGAGAUCAAGUAACGGUGUCUUUGAGAAAAACAUUGUUAAAGAUGGGAUUGGAUUAUGUCGAUCUGUUCUUGAUGCAUUGGCCUAUGGGACUUAAUGAUGACUACACAUACUCUGAUGUGGACUACCUCGACACCUGGCGUGGCUUGGAAGACGCACAACGGCUGGGCCUGACCAGGUCUAUAGGUGUCUCCAACUUUAAUAGGGAACAGAUUGACAGAAUAUUACAGGAGUGCAGUGUUAGGCCUGCCGCUUUGCAAAUUGAGGUCCACCCUCAAAUAACUCAACAAGAUUUAGUGGAAUACGCUCAAAAUCAAGGCUUGGUAGUAAUGGGAUAUUCCCCGUUCGGCUCGUUGGUUAAACGCCACGGCUUGGAAAUGUCUGGGCCAAGAAUCGACGAUCCCAUAUUGACGAGUAUCGCGAAAAAGUACUCGAAAACAACGCCGCAAGUUGUUUUAAGAUGGCUGGUUGACAGGAACAUAGUGCCAGUAGCAAAAACUGUAAACAGUACGCGACUAAAGGAAAACAUAGACAUCUUCGAUUUCAAACUAACUCAAGACGAGAUUUUGAAAAUUAACAAUUUUAACGAGUUCAAAAGAUAUACAUUGCCAUCGUUUUGGCAAAACCACCAGUAUUACCCGUUCGAAAAGGUCGACAAUCCUUUGCCUAAUCCCUUUGUUAAAAAUUAAUAAAUAAGUAUCUAGUCGAUAUUAAUUUUAAACUAGUAAUACCUAUUCAUUUUCGAAACAAAAACUGAAGUGAGUACACAUUAUUUACGCUAACGAUCAACAUAAUAUUAUGAAGAUGAUAUUUAAAUUUUAAUAAUUCUAGCUAUGUUCCAUGCGAUCCAAUUGAGAAAAUAUGUCAUAAAAAAAAUACUCGGAAAACAUUUUCGCAUAUCAAUGACGGUUUAUUUUAUUUUAAGUACUCGAUUGUUACAUAAAAUUGAAAUAAAACGUUAUUGCUUAUUGUAGACUAUUAUCUGGUAACUUUUAAUUAACAAUUAUUAUUGUGAUAAAAUAUGGCGCUUACUCGUUCCUAUUCUUAAUUGGAUCGCAAAGAACUCCUAGUCCUAUGAUAGGACCAAAGAAUACCUAUAAUGUUGAUAGGACUCUUAUGAGCUACACGAAUAACAAACAAAAGUGAAAAGUUAUUUAUUUUCAAUAACUUACUAAAGUUUUUGUUUGGAAACAUCUCAAAGUAUUCAUAAUUGGAAAAAAUAGAAACACUAAUUACAUUCCCAUAUUUGUACGGUUAAGUUGAAAAAAUAGAUAUAAUAAAAAAUAUAAAGGCAAAAUAAGACUUUUCACUUAAAUUUAAAAUUGGUACCUAAGUAUUUCAAUAUUAAGUGUAAUGGGCAUUUCGAUUCCCCUACUUCUUGAGUACGUUUUUCAAUGAUUUAACUUAGACAACUUUAUAGAACGGGUAGGUAGCGUUAAAAUAUUCAAGGCUAUUGUUGAAUGAUAUUUUUCAUUGAUGAAUAAGAAAUAUACGAAUUUAUUCGUAAUAAAACCUUACGAUACCUAAUAAACUGU
This is a messenger RNA of Colias croceus (clouded yellow), 1940 nucleotides long. RefSeq names its product aldo-keto reductase AKR2E4-like. The coding region runs from base 30 to 1094 and encodes 354 amino acids. The record is from RefSeq and is a predicted model, not a curated record. Gene Ontology annotation, molecular function: aldose reductase (NADPH) activity. Gene Ontology annotation, cellular component: cytosol. The transcript has 7 exons. Lineage: Eukaryota; Metazoa; Arthropoda; Insecta; Lepidoptera; Pieridae.